This is a messenger RNA of Gorilla gorilla gorilla (western lowland gorilla), 6415 nucleotides long. It is a transcript of the gene VEPH1, whose product is annotated as ventricular zone expressed PH domain containing 1. Gene Ontology annotation, biological process: regulation of signal transduction. Lineage: Eukaryota; Metazoa; Chordata; Mammalia; Primates; Hominidae. The transcript has 6 exons. The coding region runs from base 539 to 1072 and encodes 177 amino acids. Gene Ontology annotation, cellular component: plasma membrane. The record is from RefSeq and is a predicted model, not a curated record. Gene Ontology annotation, molecular function: phosphatidylinositol-5-phosphate binding.
AGGAAAUCAAUUGCUUCAAUUUGGACUUACUCAGUUUACUAUGGCAAGGAGUCCUCCGCAUGGAGUUUUCAGACAGGCAGUUAGCUAUGACUCAGGGGAAGUAUGUCAGAGGAGAGGUCUGGGGAGAUAUUCAAAGUCCUGCAAGCGGAUGCAAUUGUUUAGGGGAAGAGUGAAGGAGAAGAGAAGAGAGCCUGAAACUAAACCGGGAGGAAUCCAGCAUUUAGAAGUCUGGCAGGCAAAGAGGACAAGGUGUAAUAUCUGGUUGCUGUUGCCAUUCUGCCACCAAGAAACCUGAUGACUUCAUUUGGGCCUCUUCAACCAGCUGCCCCUAAAGCUAGCAAGCUCCACCCUUCAGUGUCCACUGAUAAAUUCCUUAAUAGCAGAGUGUCAAUGAAGACCUCAAAGUCUGGAGAAAAAUGACCUUUCAUGGAAUAAGAAGUAUACCUCCUUCUACAUGUUUUUGUCUUACUGACCUCUGAUAACUGGAACACGUGACUCUGGGUCUGUAGAAAGUCAACUGAUCAAACUCAUCCUCACCAUGCAUCAACUGUUCAGACUGGUUUUGGGACAAAAAGAUCUUUCACGAGCUGGGGACCUCUUCUCCUUAGAUGACUCUGAGAUUGAAGACAGCCUGACAGAAGCUUUGGAGCAAAUUAAGAUAAUUAGCUCAUCUUCAGAUUACCAAACCAAUAACAAUGACCAGGCAGUAGUUGAAAUCUGUAUCACAAGAAUCACAACAGCCAUCAGAGAGACCGAGUCCAUUGAAAAGCAUGCAAAGGCCCUUGUGGGGCUCUGGGACUCCUGCUUGGAACAUAACCUGAGACCCUUUGGGAAAGACGAAGACACUCCUCAUGCAAAAAUUGCAUCUGAUAUCAUGAGUUGCAUUUUACAGAAUUACAACCGACCCCCAGUGAUGGCAUUAGCCAUCCCCAUUGCAGUGAAAUUCCUCCACAGAGGCAACAAGGAUCUGUGCAGGAAUAUGUCUAACUACCUGUCUCUGGCUGCAAUUACCAAGGCAGAUCUCCUGGCUGAUCACACAGAAGUUAUAGUAAAGAGCAUACUCCAAGUUUGAAGAACUGCAUUUCCGUGCUUCUGGUCACCUGUUCAACUACCAACUGUGGAGAUCUUAUCUCUGUGUACUGAGUGGAACACGUCACUCAGUGGGGUAUGAAAAACCUGUCUUCAUUUGGUUCCAAAAGCAAGAAAUGUCUUUUGUUAGAUAAAAUACAUCAGAAAAUGUGUAAUGACUUCUUAAAUGUGAACAUGAUUUGGAUAACAAGCAUAAAUACUAGCAUAAAAAGCCAAAUAGUACACCUCUGUUAAUUGUUACAACAUUUGAAUGAAUGAGAAGCUCAAAUUAGUUCAUGCAAAAUAUUCUCCUUGUCUUCUUUUAUUAUCUUUGGUUUCAGAUCAAUCAAAAAACAUGUUUUUGAACUUGGAGUCAGAGAACAAUAUAUGAUAUUAAUUGAUGUGCAUCCAAAUGUCCCCAGUUCUCAUUAAUAAAGAUGCAUGAGGUCCAUGAGUAUCUCAGCCCACAGUUUACUGCCAUAACCCACCACAUGAUAAGGUUGAUCGUCAACCCUCUGUAAAGUGCUCACAGUCCAAUUAAUUCUUAGGGUCCCCAAGGGUGUCCUAUGUGUGCUCUCUUCCCAAGGUAUCCAGACCAAUCCCCAAGCCCAUACUGCUAUUUUGUCCAUGCUUCCUGGCAUAGCAUGGUAGGGUGCUGUCCUCUUCCACCAUGAGAGCCCAGCAGACCCUAAGGCCACUGCCAUGCAGGUCCCAGGAAUGGACUCCACUCCUGGGAACUGCGUGCUGCCCUGCCAGUGACGGCAGUCUUUGUGCUGAACCACUUGAAGCUUUAGGAACAACCAAGUCCUUAGCCCAGUAAUUCAGUGUGGCAGCCUGUGGCAGGAUGGGAAAGAACACUAGCCUUUCUCCUCAGUAUUACACCUUGGUAGAGAGGCCCCAGAGCAGUGCCAAACUGAGUUGCCAUGUUUGCAGUAAAAUAGAUGGUUUUUCAGUAGAACAGAACAGAGAACCCAGAAAUAAAGCUGCACACCUAGAGCCACCAUCUGAUCUUUGACAAAUUCAACAAAAAUAAUCAGUGGGGGAAGGACUCCCUAUUCAACAAAUGGUGCUAGGAUAACUGGGUAUCUAUAUGCAGAGGAAUAAAACUGGACAACUAUCACCAUAUACAAAAAUUAACUCAAAAUGGAUUAAAGACCUAAAUGCAAGACCUCAAACUAUAAAAGUCCUCAAGGAAAACCUAAGAAAUACCCUUCUUGACAAUAGCCUUGGCAAUAAAUUUAUGGCUAAGUCCUUAAAAGCAAUUAUGACAAAAACAAAAACUGACAAGUGGGACCUAAUUGAACUAGAGAGCUUCUAGACAGCAGAAGAAAUUAUCAACAGAGUCAACAGACAACCUACAGAAUGGGAGAAAAUUUUUGCAAACUAUGCAUCUGAAAAAGGUCUAAUAUCCAGAAUCUAUAAGGAACUUAAGCAAUUCAACAAGCAAGAAACAAAUAACCCCAUUAAAAAGCGCAAAUCAAAAAGUUAGAAAGAUCUCAAUUUAACAACCUAACAGCAUAACUAAAAGAACUAGAGAACCAAGAGGAAACCAAGUCCAAAGCUAGCAGAAGGCAAGAAAUAAUCAAAAUCAGAACUGAGCUGAAGGCGAUUAAGACACAAAUAAAUUUAAAAGAUCAACAAAUCCAGGAGCUAGCUAGACUAAUAAAGAAGGUAAUAGAGAAGCUCCAAAUAAACACAACCAGAAACAACAAGGUGAUAUUACUAUUGACCCCACAGAAAUACAAACAACCAUCAGAAGAUAUUAUGAACACCUCUAUACACAUUAACUAGAAAAUCUAGAGGAAACUAAUACAUUCCUGGGCACAUACACCCUUAAGACCUAACCAGUAAGAAAUUGAAUCCCUGAACAGACCAAUAAUGAGCUCUGAAAUUGAAUCAGUAAUAAAUAGUCUACCAAUCACAAUAAGCUUGGGACCAGAUAGAUUCACAGCUGAAUUCUACCAGAUGUACAAAGAAGAGCUGGUACCAUUCCUGCUGAAGCUAUUCCAAAAAAUUGAGGAGGAGAGUCUCCUCCCUAACUCAUUCUAUAAGGCCACCAUCAUCCUGAUACCAAAAUCUGGCAGAGACACAACAUAAAAAGAAAACUUCAAGGCAAUAUCCUUGAACAUUGAUGCAAAAACUCUCAACAAAAUACUGGCAAAACAAAUCCAGCAGCACAUCAAAAAGCUUAUCAAUCAUGAUCAAGUAGGCUUUAUCCCUGGGAUGCAAGGUUGGUUGAACAUAUGCAAAUCAAUAAAUGUGAUUCAUCACAUAAACACAACUAAAGACAAAUCCAAUAGAUGCAGAUAAGGCUUUUGAUAAAAUUCAACACCGCUUCAUGUUAAAAAUUCCCAAUAAUCUAGGUAUUGAAGAAGGAUACCUCAAAAUAGUAAGAGCCAUCAAUGGCAAACCCACAGCCAACAUCAUACUGAAUGGGCAAAAGCUGGAAACAUUACCACUGAAAACUGGCACAAGACAAGGACGCCCUCUCUCACCACUCCUAUUCAACAUAGUGUUGGAAAUCCUGGCCAGAGCAAUCAUGAAAGAGAAAGAAAUAUAGCACAUCCAAAUAGGAAGAGAGGAAGUCAAACUAUCCCUAUUUGUAGAUGACAUGAUCCUAUAUCUAGAAAAUGCCAUAGUCUCAGCCCAAAAUUUCCUUAAGCUGAUAAACAACUUCAGCAAAGUCUCAGGAUACAAAAAUCAAUGUACAAAAGUCACUAGCACUCCCACACACCACCAGCAGCCAAGCUGAGAGCCAAAUCAGAAAUGCAAUCCCAUUUACAACUGCCACACACACACACAAAUAAAAUACCUAGGAAUCCAGCUAACCAGGGAGUUGAAAGAUCUCUAUAAGGAGAACUGCAAAACAUUCCUCAAAGAAGUCAGAGAUGACACAAACAAAUGGAAAAAUAUUCUAUACUCAUGCAUAGGAAGAAACAAUAUCAUUAAAAUGGCCAUGCUGCCCAAAGUAAUUUAUAGAUUCAAUAUUAUUCCUAUUAAACUACUAAUGACAUUCAUCACAGAACUAGAAAAAAUAUUUUAAAAUUCAUAUGGAAACAAAAAAGAGCCUGAAUAGCCAAGGCAAUCCUAAGCAAAAAGAACAAACCUGGAGGCAUCACACUAUCUGACUUCAAACUGACUUCAAAUAGGGAUAUAGUAAGCAAAACAGCAUGGUACGGGUACAAAAACACACGCAUAGACCAAUAGAACAGAAUACAGAACCAGAAAUAAGGCUACACACCUACAACUAUCUAAUCUCUGAAAAAGCUGACAAAAACAAGCAAUGGGCAAAAGACUACCUAUUCAAUAAAUGGUGCUGGAAUAACUGCCUAGUCAUAUGCAGAAGAUUAAAACUGGACCCCUUCCAUAUACCACAUACAAAAAUUAACUUAAGAUGGAUUAAAUACUUAAAUGUAAAACCCAAAACUAUAAAAACGCUGGAAGACAACCUAGGCAAGACCAUUCUGGAGAUAGGAAUGCGCAAAAAUUUCAUGAAGAAGAUACCAAAAGCAAUUGUAACAAAGGCAACUGCAACAAAAGCAAAAAUUGACAAAUAUGAUCUAAUUAAACUAAAGAGCUUCUGCACAGCAAAAGAAACUAUCAACAGAGUGAACAAUCUAGAGAAUGAAAGGAAAUAUUUGCAAAGUAUGCAUCUGACAAAGGUCUAAUAUCCAACAUCUAUAAGAAACUUAAAGAAAUUUACAAGAAAAAAAAUUACAAAGUGGGCAAAGGACAUGAAAAGACACUUUUCAAAAGAAGACAUACAGGCAGCCAGCAAUCAUGAAAAAAACUCAACAUUACUGAUCAUUAAAGAAUGCAAAUCAAAACCACAAUGAGAUACCAUCUCACACCAGUAUAUUAUUAAAAAAUAACAGCUAUUGGCAAGGUUGUGGAGAAAAAGGAAUGCUUAUACACAGUUAGUGGUGGUUUGUCCUCAAAAACCUAAAAACAGAACUACGAUCAACUCGGCAAUCCCAUUACUGGGUAUAUACCCAAAGAAAUAUAAAUUGUUCCAUCAUAAAGACACAUGCACACAUAUGUUCAUUGCAGCACUAUUCACGUUAGCAAAGACAUUGGAAUCAACCUAAACGCCCAUCAAUCAUAGACUGGCUAAAGAAAAUGUGAUACCUAUACACCAUGGAAAACUAUGCAGCCAUAAAAAAGAGCAAGAUCAUGUCCUUUGCAGGAACUUGGAUGGAGCCAGAGGCUAUUAUCCUUAGCAAGUUAACACAGGAACAGGAAACCAAAUGCCACAUGUUGUCACUUAUAAGUGGGAGCUAAAUUAUGACAAUACCUGGACACAUACAGAGGAACAAAAGAUACUGGGGCCUAUUGGAGGGUGAAGGGUGGGAAAAGGGAGAGGAUCAAGAAAAGUAACUAACGGGUACUGGGCUUAAUACAUGGGUAAUAAAAUAAUCUGUACAACAAACCCCCAUGACACAAGUUUACCUAUAUAAAAAAACUGCCUAUGUACCCCUGAACUUAAAGAAAAAAAAAGGCGGCAAAGGACAUGAACAGACAUUUCUCAAAAGAAGACAUAAAAGCAGUCAACAAGUAUAUGAAAACAUGCUCCACAUCACUAAUCCUCAGAGAAAUGCAAAUCAAAAUCACAAUGAGAUACCAUCUCAUACCAGUCAAAAUGUCUGUUAUUAAAAAUUCAGAAAACAAUAGAUGUUGGCAAGGCUGCAGAGAAAAGAGAAUGCUGAUACACUAUUUGUGGGAAUGCCCAUCAGUUCAGCCACUGUGGAAAGCAGUUUGGUGAUUUCUCAAAGAAGUUAAAAUAGAACUGUUAUUUGACCCAGCAAUUCUACUACUGGGUAUAUAUACCCAAAGGAAAAUAAAUCCUUCUACCAAAAAGACACAUGUACUCAUAUCUUCAUUGCAACACUAUUUACAAUAGCAAAGACAUGGAAUUAACCUAGGUGCCCAUCAACAGUGGAUUGGAUGAAGAAAAUGUGGUAUAUAUACACCAAGGAAUACUAUGCUACCAUAAAUAAGAACAAAAUCAUGUCCUUUGCAGCAACGUGGAUGCAGCUAGAGGCCAUUAUCCUAAGCUAAUUAAUGCAGAUACCACAUGUUUUCACUUAUAAGUGGGAACUAAUCAUUGGGUACAUGUGGACAUAAAGAUGGGAAUGAUAGACACUGGGGGACUGAAAGAAGGGUAGGAAGAGAGGGACAAGGAUAGAAAAACUACUUAUUGGGUACUGUGCUCACUGCCUGUGUGAUGGAUUCAAUUGUACCCCAAACCUCAGCAUCAUGCAAUAUAGCCUUGUAAGAAACCUGCACAUGUACCCUUGACUCUAAAAGUUGAAAAACUAAAAUAAAAUAGAUUAUUGUUUUACCUAAA